CUCCCUCUCUCUCUCCCCCCCCCCCCCCUGCUCCGCCAAGUGAAGAGGGAAAAGGAAAGAACGAGAAACGGAGAGGAGGAGCGAACGAACAGAGGGCGACUUCUUCCCUCCUUCCUUGUUUCACGUCCGCUUCCCUCACGCGAUCCAGAUUCAGAUCGAGAUUUAGAUCGGAACGGUCGGUUCACUUGCUCCUGCUCUCGAUCCAUCGGCCUCGGAUCGAAUACGUCGCUACUGGAGGCGCGCAUCUACGAUUUGCCCGAGCUAGGCUUUGAUCUGUCUUGGUCGGAUCCGUCGAAUGCGUCGGUGUUGGAGGCGCGGAUCCAGUAUUUUUCCGAUCUAGGGUUUGAUCUUUGUUGGCCGGACCUGAAGCAUUCGUGUAGCAAUGCAAACUGUAAUCUGGAGAUUUAGAGACUGAGUGCGAUAAGAAGUUCACACAAGCAGAAAAUAUGGCACCUACAAGUAAGGCCGAUAGGAAAGCAGCAUUAGAUGUAACCGCUUGGAUGUUCAAUGUUGUGACAUCUGUUGGAAUUAUCAUGGUCAAUAAGGCCUUGAUGGCUACGCAUCGCUUCAGUUUUGCUACAACAUUAACGGGUCUGCAUUUUGCCAUGACCACAAUCAUGACUUUACUUUUUAAGUGGCUGGGAUACAUUCAGCCCUCUCAUUUACCUGUGUCUAACCUUAUAAAGUUUGUGCUUUUUGCAAACUUAUCGAUUGUUGGGAUGAACGUUAGUUUGAUGUGGAACUCCGUUGGAUUUUAUCAGAUUGCUAAGCUGUGCAUGAUUCCAGUAUCAUGUCUUCUCGAAGUUGUGUUUGAUAAAAUUCAUUACUCAAGGGCCACAAAGCUCAGCAUAGUGGUGGUUCUCGUAGGUGUUGCUAUCUGUACAGUUACUGAUGUGAGCGUGAAUGCUAAAGGGCUGAUGGCUGCUAUUAUAGCAGUGUGGAGCACUUCUUUACAACAAUAUUAUGUGCAUUUUCUUCAAAAGAAAUAUUCGCUAGGAUCGUUCAACCUCCUCGGGCAUACUGCUCCUGCUCAGGCAGCAUCACUGUUGAUAUUAGGGCCUUUUGUUGAUUACUGGUUGACGAACAAAAGGGUGGACAGAUUUGAUUACAAUGCAACGGUCGUGUUGUUCAUCAUCCUCUCGUGCACCAUUGCUGUAGGAACCAAUCUUAGCCAGUUCAUCUGUAUAGGAAGAUUCACGGCAGUGUCCUUUCAAGUAAUCGGGCACAUGAAGACAAUCCUUGUCUUAAUCUUGGGAUUCUUCUUGUUCGGCAGGGAAGGCCUCAAUUCACACGUAAUCUUUGGAAUGAUCUUAGCGGUUUUAGGUAUGAUGUGGUACGGAAGCGCAUCGUCAAAACCAGGGGGUAAAGAGAGGCGCACUUUCUCGUUGCCCAGUGACAAAUCUCAGAAGCAUGGACUGCGUGCAGAGUCGGGAGAGCACGAUGAUAAAGUUUGAGCCGCUCCCGCCCUUGAGUUGACACUUCCUUUUUCACUGUUUGACGUGUUGGAUGGAAAGCUAAUAGCAGAGCAUUCUUGGGCAUUCGUCUUGCAGUAAAAUGGGGAAAUUUCUGUGCCUUUGUCUCCACCAAUCCAGGAUUCCCCGGGACAAUGCUGGGUGAGGCACCAUAGCUUUUUCACAUCAAACUUUUUUAUUUUUCCUUUAUUAUUAUUCUAUGUCAAUUUGACUUCUGGUCUUAUGAAAAGAAUAUAUGUAUAUAUACCCUAUUUAGUAGCCAUAUGCAUGCCUUUGUUA
Molecule: messenger RNA, 1751 nt
Organism: Musa acuminata AAA Group (dessert banana)
Lineage: Eukaryota; Viridiplantae; Streptophyta; Magnoliopsida; Zingiberales; Musaceae
Product: UDP-rhamnose/UDP-galactose transporter 6
Exons: 7
Coding region: 447-1454 (335 amino acids)
Cellular component (GO): Golgi apparatus
Molecular function (GO): UDP-galactose transmembrane transporter activity; antiporter activity
Source: RefSeq, a predicted model, not a curated record